Molecule: messenger RNA, 1245 nt
Organism: Penicillium concentricum
Lineage: Eukaryota; Fungi; Ascomycota; Eurotiomycetes; Eurotiales; Aspergillaceae
Exons: 1
Coding region: 1-1245 (414 amino acids)
Source: RefSeq, a predicted model, not a curated record
AUGGAGUGUGUGGGCACGCGCAUCCCGUACGCCAAAUGGCGUCUGAGUGCGUUCCGACAAUUGCUAGCAACUUCACAUCAGGCAGCAAGUCGGGGCAUCUCGACCUCGCGACAAUCCGACCAACUCAAUGAAAUUACCUUGGAAACAAAGACAGGCAAUGCGAAUCCGAACUCCGCACUUCCUUCGCAGCGGCUCCCACAGUCUCCUUUAAUCACCCGCCCUCGUUCUGGGACGGAAAAGAAUCGCAAGAGGCGCCCCACGACACAGGAGGAAGCUGACCUGCUCAAGAACCCAUGGGCCUUAAUGCUGGCUUCGCCAGCACGCAUGUGCUCUGUAACUGGUGCACGGCUUCCAUCCGCCCUGCUGGGGACUUGGGGGCUUGUUAGACAGCCAAAUACAGACGAACUUUAUAUGAUGCCUGUGGGCCUGCUACAAGACUCGCUGCAAAGCAAUAAGGCCCAAAACCUCGGCUCAUCAUCAGGGCCAAUCAUUCCAGGCCAGUCUGAAAGCCCAGCGAUGGAGAUACGAAGUGGGGAAGGGGAUUCCUUGGACGCAUCACCAAUUCCAACGUCCCCAGAUAAGCAGACUGGACGCCAGCUCGUGCUUCGCAUUACUGAGCUUCUUCCACUUAUUCGAUCUAUCUCAGUGCCACUCUCCAAGAGGGGCGGGAAAAGACCAGCGAUUAUGCGGCUGUUGCCGUUCAGAUGGAAGCAUCCACAGGGCCCUGUGACGGCGCACGAAGAGAAAAGAAUCAUUUGGUCGGAGAACACGCCAGAAAUUAUGUUGCGGGGUAUGAGAGGUGUGGUGGUCAAGAAGCUGGGUGCUGUGCUCGAGAAAUACAAGCGCGUCGGCACGUCCAAUGGGGUCUGGAGGGCGCUGGAUCUAACCGAGUACUCGGAUGCUGCGCUGAAGGGAGCUCUGGGAAGUUUGGAGCGAUUCAAUCGCAUGGAAUGUGGCGGAAUCCUGCUUCUUGGUCCAAAGACUUCUGCGGCUGCCGGGAAUACGUCUCAAGUCAGUGCCUCUUUGGACUCGGUGACCCUCACGCAAACCGGGUCGAAAGUUCCUGUGUUUGACCUGACAGUGCUUUUUUCUGAGUCUGAUAUCAAAACUCUCCGUGAAUCUCACGGCCAGUGCCAACACACUGCACUGUUCUUCCGACCAGAGGAUCAGCUUGGUAUUGAUGCGAUGAUAUCCCUCUGGAAAAUCAAACGACUCCUUGAUAAUGUUGACCUGACAGAGCAAUGA